AAGAAUAAUGGACGAAGAGUUGAUGUGCGAGAGUCUGAUGAAAUGGGUAAGCUGGAAUUAUGAGAAUAUGCUUUCAAUUUUACUGGUAUCAUAGAGUGUCAACUUACUGAUCAAUUCGUAAUCGACGGAACAUCUGAGAGUAGACAAAAAACAACUAUGUUGUUAUAUUGACUUUUUAGCUGAAUCCAGUUUACGGUUUCCCUUUUUAACAGGUUAAAACGUUCGAAGGGAUUAAAGCUCCUCAUCAAACCAUAGAGGAAUUGACAGACGGAGUCGCUCUCUGUGAAUGUUUGGCCGAAAUGUAAGUUUACAACGCGACGUUGGAUAUAGGGUGAACGCAUAACCCAUAACGAAACGCUCAGAUGCGGAAAGGCAGAAACAUUUCGAUUGAUAUUUUGGUUUUGUAUGUCUUUGAUGGUAUUGUAGACUUCCGAUUCUUAUUAACAUCAAUUUGCGCUUUAUAAUCUCCAAACGUGGGAGUUUUUUACAAUAGGUUUAGUUUGAGCUUGAGCUCAUAACAUGUUCUUGCGAAUUGAACCGUAAAUUAUGAGUCGUACUUUUCUAAAGAAUUCUGUUGAUUCAAGUUUUAUUUACUUUUAAGCUUUAUGUGUCAUUCGCUACUGCUAUUGAAGUGAUUUUUCAAAUUUUUUGUGCUUUUAUCUCUGAAGCAAAAGGCUCUUGACAAUGCAUAGAAUGAUCGACUUUUAGGGUUGAUAAAGAGUCUAUUUAUCAUCAUUCUCACAUUUUGCUUUGUUUACAUGGGGCCACUUGACAAGUAUUUUGUGAUACCUAAUUUUAAUGCAGUCUCCUUUUGUUCAAAUCACAAAAAAGGAACAAUUGCUCAGUGAUGUGUUUCUUAUUCUGAUACGCACUUGGCCUGAGUGUAAGACAAAAAUUAAAAAUCAACUUGUCAAGCUAGAAUGAUUUACAGAUGUUUUUCAGUGGUUAAAUGUUCUUUUAUGAAUGAAGAAAAACUGAACACAAAUUGAGGGGGUAUUUUAUUCGGUCAAAGUUUUGGAAAUUUUGUACAUCAUCUGUGUGAAUGUCACAUCGUAGGAUUUCCGAACUACAGUAACCCUGUUUAUGGAACCACCACUCAGCCAUAAAAUCCUAUUCAUAAUAAUGAGGUCGUCGUAUAAACAGGGUACAGUCGACUUUGUCUAAACGGACACCUCUAUAAGACAGACACCUCUGUAAAACGGACACCUAGAGGUGGUCCCUGCCUUUCUUUACUCCUUUUAUUUGACUCUCUAUAAGACAGACACCUCUCUAAGACAGACACUUGGUGCCGGUCCCAAAGGUCUUAGAGAGAGUUGACUGUAGUCAUUAGGUAGGGUUCCAUAUACACUCAAUACCCCAAUAACUAGCCUGCGAACAGCAGACGUUUCUCCUCGCUCAUCGCCACUGGGGGACGUUUAGCAAGGAGGAACGUCUGCGACUCAGCGACAGAAAUUCCAUACUGAUGACGUAAAUCAAUGUUUACAUAAUAAAUCCGGUAGUCAUGGGGUUCUAAAUGCAAAUUUGUUCAAUUUUACGUUUCUCCUGGUCGAUUUCGGAAAAGUGUUGUGUUGUGCGAAUGAGCUCCGGCAAAACUCAAAUGCUUCUUGUAGAGAAGACUAUAUUCCACACAUAUUGACUGUUUUGUUAGAGAUUCAUCGUGUUUACAUUUGACCUUUGCAGCCUGCCUUUUGUCUUUUGUCUGUCAUUCGUAAACAAUAGCUAGAACAAUGAAACUACUCCGUCGACCAGUUAGCUCUUCUGUCCGGAUUCCGGACAGAUUCUGCGUCAUCAGUAUGGAAUUUCUGUCGCUGAGUCGCAGACCUUCCUCCUCACGAAAAGUCCCUCAGCGGCGAUGAGCGAGGAAAAACGUCUGCCGUUCGCAGGCUACCCAAUAGCUGACCCUAAGAAGUAAAUUAAGAACGUGUAGUACUCAAAUCCUUCCACUGUGAUCUCAAAGUCAUCCUCAGGGAUGAGGAUGUGGGGCCGUGACCUCUCUGUACUGUGCUGGUAUCCACUCUUGUGGCCCCCCCUACCAUUUUCUAAUUCGUUGAAUAACGGUUAAUGUUGAUGACAACUUGCUUCUAUAAGCACCGAUGACUGACAACACGCGUUGGCUACUUUGCUCAGAGCAGUCGGCUGCUUUUUUUCCCAGGAAAAGAAGCAAUUAGUUUUAAAGAUGUCGUAAACAAAAAAAUAUAUCAUUAAAUCUGAAUUAAAAUGUGAGUUAAUUAUGAUGUGCUUUCGGGGACCACUGAUACAUUAUGCUUUUAGUUACCUAGAAGAAGGGAGCUAACGGCCCCUUGUUGAUACAGUCAUUUACUCUAUUCAAACUUGCUGGCUACUUCAAUUAUUAUUGAAACCCCUGUUUUACGGAUUGAAAAUGGCACAAUAUUCUGCUGGUGAUUACUUGUGAUUAAAUAAAAUAAUGUGCCACUUUUCAUUUUAGUGCACCAGACUGGUUUGAUGAUGAAUGGAUGUCGAAAAUCAGGCAUGAUACAGGAGACAAUAGAAGACUCAAGGUUUGUGAGCAAUGUUAUUCUCUAAAUGGCGAUACCUUUGCUGAAAAUACACACACUGGUGCAGUGUAACUUCUUUCACAGAGUUUUCAAACUUAUGGAUGUAGUUGUCCCAAAGCACGGUGGUACCAGCCACCUAAGAGAUGAAUGCAAUAUAUCCACAGCAAUCAGUGAGCGGCAAACACCACCAGCACGGUCUCACUGACCAAAUAGAUCAGUGUACACUUACCUGAAAAGGAAGGAGGUAGUGGUGGCAGAGCAAAAUAAAAAGUGGGGGGGGGCUGAAAUAAAAAGGCACAUCCCCCCCUGUAAUAAGCAAUAAAAGGCGGUAUGUUUUGAGGCAUCUUAGAGCGGAAAAUGUAGAGACUCGUGUUUAUUAAAAAAUGGAAGUUGGUCUCACAUAAAGCAAAAUUAAAUACAGGAAACCUAACUGAUCCAUUGCAGAACCCAAUAAAUUAAGGUUUUGUAUUUUAAGUCCUAAUCAAGAAGUUGACCGUGGUAAAAUAAAAAAAAAGUUAUUUAUUAUUCUAAGGGGAGGCUGAAGCUCACCCAGCCCUCCCGCCCACUUCCCUCCAGCCCCCUCCCAUGCUUCCGUGGCCUAUGGGAGGGACAGAGACGAAAUGAACAAGAGGCUGUUUAGAUGUGAAACACACUAAAUUGCAAAGAAUCUCAGCAGCUUGAUCCAUGUUAAGUCUUCUACUUGCCUGGGCUCCCCUGCACAAUUGAAUGCAAGCCACUACGUACACUGUACAAUCAAAACCACCAGCCAGAAUUGUUUGAGUUUAACUUUGCCUAAAUUACAUUAAUUUAGCCACAUUUACUGUGGUGAUUCAAUUUUAUCCUUGGUUCAAGUUAUUAUAGCAUUCUUUUGCUUCAAACCUGUAGACGUUAUUUUUAUUAAUUACCAUAACCAAAAACAAAGGAAAAGAAGGUUUAAAUCAGGAAAGAAAUUAAGCACAACAUUGUGUUUGUUGUACAUGUACAUGUCGUUGUUUAUGAAAUUUGCUUUAAAUAUUUUUGGCAGGUAAACAACCUCAAGAAACUCAUUAAAGGAGUACAAGAUUAUUACACUGAGGUAAUAAUGUAAAAUAUGAUAUUGCAAGUUUGCAGAAUAGGAAAAUUUCCUCUAGAGUGUGAGGCAUACCUAACCAAAGUUAAGACGCCUUCAUAGUGGGUGUACGUGAGGUUUAAUGUACAGCUGUAGCUAUCUAUUACCAAAAGGAUGCAAAAUAAUGGGGUAGGUUGAGAAGUCAGUUCUGUACAGUUUUGGCUGUUGCUGUGUAGUUGUCGUGGGUGGGCUGUCCAAGAAUUUUGCAAGCUUGAUAAUGGUUCUUAGUAUCAGUGACCUAAAGCUUAUACAUAUAUGUAGCUAUAUUGCUAUAAUGCAUUCGGGCUCACUGUGAUAUACAUAUAUAUACAAUAAUUAUAGGUUGCUGGUGUAAUUCUCUGGGAAAAAGAAAUUCAGAGUUUAGUUUUAGGGCUAAUAUUAAAUUUGUAAAUAAACACUUUUUUUUUUCAACAUUUAGGUGCUGACAAUGGACAUUUCAGGAUUUCCAAUGCCUGAUGUAAUUGCUAUAGGUACAGUGUGGAACUUUUACUUUAAGGACAAAGUCACCUCAGGCAAGGUCAUUCCAGGAUUUGUCGCCCAGUGAUCUCAUCCAACACCAUUCCUAUCUGACCACAGGCGUCCCAAACUCAUGUUACGAGCGUGUUAUGUAAAUUAACUUUCUCACAAGAGAGUCAGUGUCAUGUUACAAGCAACAGUUGAGACUUUGUAUGAGAAAUAAAAUUCUGAGGUCUGUGGACACUAAAUAUCAUAAUUUUUACUCUUUUUGAGAAUAUAAAAUAAAUAAAGGAAACUCAACGGUUGCAUGUAAUGCAUCACAGCCCUGACUCUCUUAUGAGAAAGUUAAUUUACAUAACACACUCGUAACCUGAGCUUGGAACUCCUGUGAUCUGACAUCACAAUUUGCAAUGUCCUCCCUGUUAAUUCUGGAAUCUCUAAAGAUCUGAGAAUGUCCUUUUCCUUUGAAUAUACAUCACGGGAAGCAACGGUGAUGUAGUGUUGAGAGCACUCGCCUCCUGCUAAUGUGGCCCAUAUUCAGUUCCUGGCUUCAACACUUUAUGUGGGCUGCGUUUGUAGUUGGUUGACUCCCUUCUCGUGGGAGGUUUUCUCCGGGUACUCCAGUAUUUCCGUCUGCUCAAAAACCAACACUUCCAAAUUCUAGUUCAAUCUAGAAGGCAUGGACAUGUUAAAACAAGUUCUUAGGAAGUCUUAAGUGCUUCAUGGGUAAACGAGUUCAUGGCAAUUUUUUACGCUUAGGGCCUAUUUACAUGUACAUGGAGGUGAGGGACCCCAGAUAGGUGAGGUAACAUGUGGCUGGUCACCCCACCUAUCAUGUAAAUGUGAUCAAAUUAAAAUGAGAGAUUAUAUGGACAGGCAGGUUACCUCACCUACCUGGGGUCCCCUACCUCUGAGUAAACAGGCCCUUAGUCUCCAUAGGAGGAGGGAAUGAAUGAUCUUACCCUCUGCUCAUUGGUAAUGCCUGGCUGGAAAACUGGAGACAGUGCUUUGUCAGCUUCUUCAUUUUUGUUACUGUAAAAAUAAGGCACUUACUCUGAGUUAACCCUUUAAGCCCUAAGAAUGAUCAGCAUCAAAUUUUUCCUUGUAAUAUCAAUGCUUUGUAAAACAGAGUGGUCAUGAAAAUUAUGGACAUGAUCACACAAGAUGAAUUUGCUUGAUAUUUUAUUAACUUCUCCCACUUCCCCUGUAGGAAAUGAAUAGGGGUAACAAAUGAGAAUUCAAAUUUUCAUCUUAGAGUUUAAAGGGUUAAUAUUUUCUUUACUCCUUCUAGUGGAAAACCUGGAUAUAACGGAGCUAGGAAGACUGUUGCAACUUGUGUUAGGAUGUGCAGUUAACUGUGAAGACAAACAGGGUAGGUGUAGAUAAUAUUAACCAGAAAUUAAGCUCGCACUCAAAAUCAGUUUACUUGUAAUUCUGUUUUGUACAUGUAUGAUAAAGGAACGAUUAAGCAUCGCUACUCGAAUAAGAGCUGCAUCUUUACCGAAAAUAAUUUAAUAAGCGCCACUCUCGAAUAAGUGCUGUAGGACUAAUUUGGGAAUUUACAAAUUAAAGCCCCACCUUUGUAACAGCACUUCAUAUAAGGAGAUAUCAAAACCAUAACGCUAUAUGGGACCUCGACCAACUCGUGAGUUCUAAAGUUUUAAUGUAGGCUCUUGAAAUUGGCUUCAUAUAACAGUUGUAGGUGUACAUAUUUUGUAUAAAUUAAAUUGUGCAUACCUAGCAUACACCUCGCUUAAUUCUCUCUAUAUUCCUCUCAGUGUUUUACCUGUAGUUGAAAUAAGCACUGCUCUUGAAUAAGCGCUGCACCUAUAACAGGGAAAAUGAAAUAAGUGCCUUGUAGCACUUAAUCGAUCAUCUACGGUAUGUACAGGAGAGUGCAUGGUCUUCAUUCAGAAGGCCAAGGGCAAGGAAUUUUGCGUGGAUAUCUUAAACCUGAUUCUCAGUGCUACACAAGAACAUGUCAGAUACCCAACUACAUGUACAUCUACUUUUCCCAUUUUCUGUUGGGUCGUCAAUGGAAUGACAAUAAAACAAAAAGCCAAGAGAUUGGCAAAAAUAUGUCUGAUUUAUAAGGGUUUCAUAUCCAGGUUAUUUCCCAUAUCUUUAACAGGUACAUGGGUAAAGAAUAUCAUUAUUUUGUUACUAUUUUAAUAUAAAGGGUUAAUUCAGUCAGUUUUACUAUGCAGUGCUUCAAAAAUUAGUGAAAGCCCUGCUAGUAGUUCAUUAUGUACUGCAGGUUACAUGACUGUACACUUGCUUGGAGUGCUGUCUUUAGACUUGCAUAUUCUCUUUAAAUGUAUUUUUUUGUAUUCAGAGUACAUCCAAGUCAUUAUGUCAAUGGAGGAAUCAGUACAACAUGUUGUUAUGAUGGCAAUUCAAGAGGUUUGCUCGACUGCUUUUUUGCGUUUUAUUUGCUGCAGCAACCCUGUCACCCCUAGACCUAGAUACAUGUAUGCUGAGAUGAUUAUUUUUACUAUUGUUAUUUUUUCAUUCUAACUUUGGAAUCUGUGGGCAAAAUUGUACAGUAGUACAUAGUACUUUUUUUCAUUUUAGUUAGAAUUUUACAAAACAAAAUGCAGUAUAAAUAAUGGAUACAUUAAACAACCAAAAAGAUAGAAUCUACGGGUAGGGUUGUUUGCUGCCAAAAGAAAAAGUCUCUUAUAAGUAACAAAGUAAUCUUACUUCUGUACAUACAUGUAGAAUUAUUCACUUCUUUUCUUUACAAAAUUUACUAUGCAUUGCAGUUGUUAACAGUAAAAGAUAGUGGCUUGUCAGGAGCAGAGAGUGAAAUGUACAAAGAACUAGAAAUGCAAGUAAGUAUAUGUACAAAAAAUAAACAUCAUUUUACUAGUUUAAUUUAUAGUAACCUUUGGUUGAAAGCACUUGUUGUGCUAAAUGGUUUAACUCGUUUUGUUAUCAAAAGUCGUAAUUUAAUUAAUAUAUGCUGUACAUGUACAAGAGUGACAAACAUCAAUUUUCUCUGCAAUUAUUUGAAAACACAAUCAAGAGAAAAGUUAACAAGAAGUAAUAAAAUGAUCACCAAUGCUCAGGAAAUCAGUAAUCCAAGCUCAACUUUUUUCACCUGUUACCACCUUUUGGUCAGCUAACAAUGUUACAUGAAAAGUUGGAAAUAACCAAAUUAAAUUUUGAGGUGCAGAUGACAUCUCAUGCAAGGCUUACUGAGUAAUACCCACACAACCCAACUUGAAAAGAGAUACAUUAAAAAAUUGAAGGUCUUGCUUGGUUACCAUUUACAGUUAAAAAAGUAAAUGGAACAAUUGGUUUUCCAUGUCAUUCCAGUGGAAAAUGUCUGGGAGCAAUGGAACAUCUGUAAAUGUUUCACUGUUUUUCCAGACAGAAUGUUCCGAACAAGGAGAUUCAUUUUCCCAUCUUUGAUACUAGUUUCAGGCUUUAGCAGCUGUUUUUCAGUAAAAUGAACUAAUUUGUGCAAACGGUAAAUGCAAUUCUGGAAUGAAAUUUACUAGUCCUGAAUAUUUCUCACCAUUUGUCCAUUUAAAUAUUAAACAGCCGUCAUAUCCUUGCAUAUGAAUUUAUGGUGAUAAUUAUGUACUAUAAUAAAUUAUAUAAUGUUCUGUUUUAAUCUAAACCAGCACAAGAGAACACUAGAACAGUUGAGCGGUAUUUCAGCUGAGAAAGAAGAGCUGUCCCAGAGAUGUCAUGAAUUGGAUGAACAGGUAAAAAUGCUUUAUACAUGUUAUAACUAACAAGAGAAAAACAGGCCGAUUUUGUACCAUCUUGACAUCUCUCUCUUAAUCAAUAAAGGAUUUUUUUCAUAGCUAAAAGGAAUUCAGAUAAUCUCAAGUGGAUGUAAGUAGCACCUUGUAGCCUCCCAAGAAACCUUGUGUGUUUUAUAAAAACUCAUUUAAAAUAUUUAAUGAAUCUCGACAGAAAUUUUCACUAAGAUUUUCUUAGGAAAGUAAUUUUAAAAACCUGAUUAAAGAGUCAAUUUUUAAGCCAUUCAGUAAAGAUGCAGUUCAUGUUUUGUCAAAUUUACAACACUCCUUUUCCUUGGUCAAACUAGACUUAUUACACUGUUUUUUUUUUAACAUCAGUGAUUUUUUUUCCUUCCUCUGUUUGUACAUGUAGUUGUCCUUCAUCAAAGAACAUGAAGGUAGCUUGCAAAUGGAGAAUGAACGACUCAGGGAAAGAUUAAGUCAACAGGAUUCCAUCGGAGACAGAGAUGAUGUCAGGUACAUGUACACUGCAAGUUCCAUCUUUUAGAGUGAACCCUUGAUGGUGCUGUAUCAUUGUUGUUCAUGCCCUUUACCCCCUACUCUUUUAAGGCAGUUCAGCAAGUAGUGACAAUGCUUAAUGUCGGUCACUUUGAUGGCACAGGUGCAUUUAGCAUUGCUUGCAUGUUGUACUUAGUACAGCAAAAUGUGGCAGCCAGUCAGUUUCGUUAAGCCUUUGGAUCUUGCAUGUACUUCCUUGCUUGCGUGUACUUGGUACUGCAAAAUGUGGCAGCCUUUGGACCUUGCAUUUACUGCUACAUGUAUCUCUCCCUCCGAGACUUUAUUUUUCGCAUCCCCUCAUUGUCUUCUCCACUGAUUAGUCAGUGACAGGUGCCUGGUUGCCCAUGGCUGGGAGAUGCAGAUUUACCAGGCAUGGGGGCACAAGGCUAUCUAGGGGUCUAGCUUAAUAAAGAAAAAGUCACUGGACAUCCCAAGCACCCACCUCCAUUUAUACGAGAUGGCAGUUUUAAGCAGAAAAUUGUGUUAAUUUCUUUUGAAUAGAUUUGGCAUAUAGAACCUUGAUUGUCAUUAAUUCACAACAUUAUUAGCAAAAGCAAAUUUUGUGCACAAAUUUUACUGCUUCUGGUACUCACUUUGUUUUUGUUAGAAUUUUUGUUCUGGACAUUUUGUUUCUGUUUUCAUGUUGGACUUUGAUUGUGUUAUGUACUUAUUCUGUGCUAUUAACAACUGUGUCGCUUAGUGGAGCUGGCUGCCCAGGAUGUCCAGGGGCUUUUUUCAGACAUGGAGAUGACGCAAGCAAAUUCUGACCCCACUUGAGCCACUGCACACACCGCUGACAAACAACAUGUGCCUGCACUUCUCAUUGUUACCUAAGUUAAAUUGCAUUUAACUUCAUUAAUAAGCAUUAACAAGAAAAAAAAAACAUUGCCCCAAAUUAAAGUGGCGUCAUUUGCUGUGUCCUCACAAUGGCUGCCUCUCAAGGUGUCCCACUUUAAUUCAAUUAGAAUGCAGUACAGAAAUAUUUAGCAUAUGGGUGUGGUUUCAGAUGCACAGCGGUAAGGAAUGAGUAGGAUGAAUUUCAGAGUUAAAUCUUUAAACCUUAAUGAACACUACACACAGUUAACUCGACUUCAAUGUUUUAUUCUAAGCAGCCAUAAUUAAUUUUUCAAAUGACACUCUCACUGAACAGACUUUGAACAAAAAUAUUGUUCAUUCCUAUCUUUAUGAUAAUCCAUGCCCCAUCUUGUUAUGUCAACCCUGUAAAUUUUUAAUGAAGCCACAUGUACCUGUUGAAAUAAACUAAGUUCAUCCAUCCUUUAAAUUAAGUACAAAACAAUGAUAAUGUUCCUUCUUUAAUGCUGGUCAGUUUUGCAGGAUUAUGUUUGGGAUAAGGGCCAGGUGUCAAAAAAUUUUUACUCUGUAGUUUUGUUUUAAAAUGAUUUUCAGUAAAAUUAUCCUUUCUAAACAGUGAAAUUUUGGCAUGUUGUGUUUUGUUUUAGUUUUUCCACCCAAAAACUUCAGCAUCUUCAGCACCAGAUUGAUAAACUCAAAGAAGAGAAUUUCACUCUGGAAACCUGUAAGUAUGAGCAAAAGACUGUUGCUCAUUAUUUUCAUAAAUGAUUACAUGACAUACCUCCAACCUUACUUGAAAAGAAAAAGGAAAUACUGUCUGAAUGUUUUGUUUAGAGCUGAAGCAGUCAAUUAAGUACCUGUAGUUCUUUGCACUGAACAAACACUUGGUUGUGCUUUAUGCAGAUCUCAGACCUACAAGUUUUUCUAGCUGGGUUAAUUGUGUAGCUCAUCAAUCUGCUAUAUACAUGUACAUAGACAUGGAACAAUGUGAGAUGUUUAAAUGACUUAUUUCACCUUUCAGCUCGUGAUGAGUACAAAAUUAAGUAUGAACAGAUGGAGAGAGAUGUUUUACUACUGAAUGAGCGGGUAUGGUGAAUUAAAAAAUAUUCCUCUUUAUUUUUUGUACCAAAAUUUCAGUUGAAGAGGUAUUUGCUCACUGUUGUUAAAUCUGAAUGUUUUUGUCUUUGAAGAAUGAGCAACUGCAGAGUUUAGCAGAGGAAUCACAGAUGCUGAAAGAUGAAAUGGAUGUACUACGGCACUCCCAGGAGAAAGUGGUAUGUACUGGGUUACUUCAUGCGUUCUUACAUGUACAGGAGCUGUAUAAUUUUUGAAAUUUUAUUUUAAAUGAUUUUCCUAAAAUUAAGGGCAAGGGUACGUGUAUUUCCAUGUUAAAAAAGUGUUCCAGCUGAAAGGUGGUCCUCGUUCACUGAUCUGAGUCUGGUCUGACAAACACUUACCAUUCCAUUUUCCAAAAUUUUCGUUUUGCUUAAGCAUCAGUAAGAAGACAAAAAUUUAGUCAAAAAAUGCAAUUGAAAUGUUUUGGUCCAGUUGUAAGGUUCUUUGAAUCAAACAAUCUCGUUCCAUUUGACCUUGAUUCCCGGUCACUUUUAUUUUGGUCUGCCAUCAUCGUUCGUACAUGUACAAUCUUGAAAAGGUCUUGAAUUUUACUAGUCGUCUUGAAAAGUCCUUGAAUUGGGUUUAGGUCCUUGAAAAGUAGUUUAUUUCUUAUAAGGUCUUGAAAAUUCCUGGAAAUUCACAACCUUGUCUACUCCAGUCACCUUUUUCUGUAAAGUGAGAUUAUUUUGCUGAGGAAAAUUUAGCUCAUUGUCGUUGUAAGAACCUGUAAAACUCACAUUUAACGUAAAAACAUUUUUGUACAUGAACAUUAUUUUAUUUCAAAUGCUAUUUCUGUACCUGAUAUGCAAUUGCAAGUCAUACCUAGUCAUUUUGCAAAGUCUUGUUGCAGAAAGUAGUAUAAAAUAAUGUGAUGAACGAUGGCUGAAGUAAAAAUCAUAAAUGACUCCAUGAGGUGUUUUAACCAAUAGGGUCAAAUGCCAAUUUACUAAAAAAAAUCUUAGUCUUUGAAAACUGUAAAUUUUCCUUGAAAAAUCCUUGAAAAGUAGUUGAAAUUUGUUUGUCCAAAGUUGUACGAACCAUGUGCCAUUAUGGAAAGCACUCAACCUCUAUGCCUUUGUUAACCUUUGCCCAUAAGCAAAAUAGGCCCUUCUAUGUACCAAUUUGGGAAAAUCUGUUGACACCAGUGGAAAGAGGGUCUUACACUCAGGACUGUCAAUAAGGGCCGGUAGCUGGCCAAAACCACCUGCUAGUUAGCCAUCCUUAGCCAGCUACUUUCAUCUCCUUCUACCAUAACUGCGAACAAAAAAUAAGCACCACUGUUUGCCAGUUUUUAAUGACAUUGAACGUAUGUUUUUAAAAACAGGUUUAGAUCUGUGAAAUGUUCGAACCAUGCAAUGUCGUGGAACACCUGCGACAUUUCGACGGCAUUGCUCCCAGUCUUUAGUGUAUUCUCAAUGUAUUCUGGUGGAACAAGUUGGCGCCCGUGGUGGAAAAACCUCUUGAAAACCCCUGGAAAUGGCAUUUCUGAGACUCUAAAUUUCAAAAUGUCCCUAGAUGCCUCAGCCCUGACAAACUUGUGCCUUAUCAGCCUGCUAAUUAAAAACUUUUUGACAGCCCUGCUUACACUGUAUUCCACUUUGGCAAUUUUACUAAUUUUAAGACUCUUUUUCCAGUGAUGUUGAUGGAUUUUCCUUAACUUGUCCAUUCCAAAAGUUUAUGGCUGGACUUUGGUGCCGCAUCCUGAACUCAACUUUGCCUAAAUUUAUUUUACUUUAUGGUUCUAGUACUUGGUUGUUUCUCUUUUUUUUUAUUUAAGAAUGCACUGAUUAGAUUAAAUUUGUCUUUUUAUCAGAUAAAAUAUGAGUCCACAAUAGAACUUUACAAGAAGAAAUUAGGUAAGGAAUAGAACAAUUUACUGUUGUUUUUCUGCUUUUAUGAAAUUAUAAAUUUAAGUAACCAAGGUUUUUUUUUGCUUUACAAUCUCCAUUUCUGUUUGCUGAGCCUUUACUCUGAAUUUAAAAAAAACUUUUGUGUGUUAAAUAUCUUAAAGACCAGCUUUGAUUUUUCAGAGGAGUUGUCUGACAUGAGAAAGCAGAUGAAGGCAUUGGAAGAGAAAAAUGUGACUUACAUGAAGGAAACCAUGAAUUUACAGGAGGUAGAUAUUUUGUAAUUUAACCAAAAUGCUACACACAUAUAUUGACUUUGCUUAUACAAUGUGGUCCUCUAUUAUGUUUGAUUAUAAAUAAUUAUAUUUCCACUGUUCACUGACAACUUACUAAAUUCUUCCAUCAACUAUUGACUUUUCCUAUAACGUUGAUCCUCUAUUAUGUUUGACUAUAUUUAUAUUUCCACUGUUCAUUGACAACUUACUCAAUUUUUUCAUCAACAUAUACUGUAUUUCAUCCUUUUAUAUUUAGCUGUCCGUCAAUUUAUCUUUCCCAAAAAUAAGAAUGGGACAAAGACCAUUAGGUAAUUAUGGGGUGGUGACAUCAAUUUUACCAUGGUAGCAAAAUUUUUUUUCUUUAUCUCAAAAAUCUUUGUAUGAAUUUUUUUGAGACCAUAGCAUGAAUAUUUUUUAGGGCAAUUUGCAUUUUUUUUUUUCAAUGGAAUUUUCCCUUGAAAAGCAUUUUCUACUGUUGUUCCAGCCCCAUAAGUUUUCAAUGAUGCACCCUAAAAACAGCCAUUUGCAUUGUCGAACAGUUUUUCCUUUUUUUCCUGAGUUCAAUGCCAUAUUUGCAGGACCACAGUUUGUUGAAAUCUAGAAAUUUUGCUACCUUGGCAACGUGACGACUUCUCCUCUCUCCCCAGCUCGCUCUAAUCUUUUGCAAACAUCAUCACAGCUGCUUUCUGGGUUUGGUACAUGGUUCUCGUACAUUUAUCAUUGAUGCCUAGAGCAUCAGAAUGGUCAUCCGAGCCAGGUGAAGGUCUAGCCAUUUGUGGGGCGAAGGCAGUACCUUCAUUACUAGGUUAUUUUGAGACCCUGAAAAUUGGCCCUGCCUCUGGAUUCGAACACACAACCUCCUUCUUAGCUGUCUAGCUCUUUACCGACUGAACUAAUCCUGAUGCCUUCUAUUCUCUAAAAUACGCACUAUAAUGUCUCAAUGUACUUUACGUUUUAUCAAAUAGUAUGUACCACUUUUUUACAGGAUCUUCGGAAAGCCAAUUCUCUUAAAUCUCAAGUAGACACGUACAAAAAGCAGGUAAGUUAACAGUUUGCAGUCUUUAUUGAGUACUUUUUUGUAUUAUGUUUUUUCUCUAAUAUUGUUAACCAUGAAUAUCGCUUUAAGCAAUGCAUACUGUAUUUCACUUUCUUAUCAGGUUCAUCAGUUACAGGUACAAGUUUCAGAUUUGCAAAGACGGGCAGACAAGGUAUGUAAACUGUGUAUAAGUCUACACAGAGUGAACACCGGACUUAAUAAUUAAGAACUAGGCACUUGAAUGAUUGCAGCAGUCGUAGUGUGCAUUCUGCCAGUUUUAUUGAAUUUAUAUUUGGCAUAAUCAAUGACAUUUCUUGACCCCAAAAUUUUUUUGUUGCCUUUGUUGUUUUUGUUGUUUUCCUAAAGGCUGCACUAAGGUUGAAACAUGUUUUUUGUAACCUAUCUAUUUUCAAGUAUUAUUACGUUUUAUGUAUUAUUUGAAACGUUUCGUGCCCUUUUUAUAUGUGCUUACAUGAAUAUGGUGCUUUCAUAUGCAGGCAGAGUUUGAAGCUAAGAAAUCAAAAGAAAAGCUUACAAACUUUGAAGCGGAAAAUGAAGUAAGUCUUUGUCACUUCUUACCAAACUUUGUGAUUUUGAAUUAAUGAAAAGAAAUUCUGCGUUAUUCAGUGAUUUUGUUACCUCUGCGUCCUGUGUCCCUGACGCAUAAAAGUCCCCAAAGACGCGACGUAAUUCAACGGUUGCGUCCCGUAGGACGCAAAGAUCGAUCGAUCUGAAGAUGCUUUUGUAGAAAAUCCUGUCCGUAUGAUUUCUGUGGCUGUUAAAUGUGGUUGUUGUUUAACGAUGCGUACAGUAUUUAUCUUAGUCCCCUCAUUUUUGUUGUUUCAAUAGGAGGACUACAUUUUAAUUGCAGUAAACUGUGAUUAAGAGUUUUGGAGUCUGUCUUCAGAUUCAGUAGCUGCCUGGUCACAUAAAGACCCAAGCUUUUUCAGUUUCGAACUCGUUGUUUUUUGAACUGAGUCUUAAUGGUUCUGGACUGGGACUCCAGUUUUUUCACAAGAUGAAUCCCAGGACUAACUAUUUCUAACAAAAUCACCGAUCAUUCCUGCAAACUAUUGUUUAACAUGAAUAAAACAUCCUUCCUACACCCCGAUAAGUCUUUUUCGUUACCCUCCACAAUCCCAUCCAGAACCAUCAGGUCUUGGUUGUUCAAACCUUGGAGAGUGCUACCUACCGGAUUAAUCACUAUCCAGCGGAUAAGUAUUAGGAAAACCAAUAGAGAGGAGAAGUGUGACGUCACGUUACCAUAGUAGCAACAUUUCUGGAUCACGACAAUAGGGAAUUUUUGCAACAGCAAAAGAGCAAUAGGUUUAGAUUGGCAAAAGAACAACUUUACGCGUGCGUGACGCUUUUUUGUACAUUUAUUAGCCGUUGUUGCACGACUGCGACAUGAAACGUCCCAAUUUGAUUCGCCCGCUUUAUCGAGUAGGUGAGCACAGCACAAAAAGUUCUGUUUCUUUUUGUAAACCUAGAUACGGUCCUUAUGGAUUCAACCCAGAAAAUUUCACCAACAUUUGGCAAAUUAAAUGACACUAAAUAAGAUCGAUGAAGUUUGAAACAGUGCAAAUCCACUUUUUGCAUGACGUUUUGACGGGAUAGAAAUUUAUCCUGUGGAUAGCGGCAUCUACCUUUUGAACAACUGAGGCCAGAGCUUCGUGGUCUGCUCCCUGAGAAUUCCAAAAGCUUUACAUGGGAGGGAUGUGGACAUUUUCCAGGAUCAGGAAAUCCCAACCCUAAAAGAAUUUUUAUUUGAAUCGAGGGUGUAAUAGCCUACUUUGUUAACUUACGUUAUCGAUCUCUUUUGUUUUAAGCGUUUAAGACAGGAAAGAGUAAAGUUAAGAGAAGAAAAUGAGGAAUUACAGCUAGCUCAAGUAGCAGGUAAUCUGAAAUCUCCACCUCUUUCCUAUUUGCUCCAUUCCGUGAGUGUUUUAUGUAACAGUUUUGUUUACUUGUUUAUAGGAUCUCCAAUGCGUCAUCUAUCGCCUGGUUCUCCUCCAAGUGAUGAUUUUGAUCUUGCUGGCUCUCUGUCUCCUGAAGUGAAGUAUGUACAUGUAGCAAGACUGUAAUGCUUUGUUUACGAACAGGACGGACGUUGAAGCAUUUUUACCAAUAAUCUUUUUUUUUGGUUCAACGAAAUAAUUUUCAGUUAUAUUUAAUCACAGGGAACGCAUCCUUCGUUUAGAACAUGAAAACAAGAAGCUUAAGGAGCAGAAACUUGGCGAACAAGAAGAGCAGGUACACUACUUGCACUGCAAGUCAAUUUUUCUGAACAUUACACAGUUGUUAGCCGAGAGAUUUCGUAACCGUGGCAAUGGCAGUAGAGACCUUUAGGGCCGACCAUUUAACCUUGAUGAUUUUGAAAAAAAUUUCCUGGCGCUUGUCGGAAGAAAAAAAAAAUGCAUGCCUAAAUGGACGACUUAUGGGAAAAAAAGGGAAAAAAAUAUCCUGCCCCCCAGAUUGCUAGAAAAAAAAUUCUUGAUGACCAGAAAUCACCAACCCCACCCCUUAAGAGUUAAAUGGUCGGCCCCUUAGAAUCAAGGAUGAGGACGACUACGAGUCCGAGAUUUGACUGAAAGUUUUUUCGCGUAUUCUCAAAAUAGAGACUUCCAGAAAAGCUUCAUUUUACCAUUUUUCACUAGCAAAGUUAGCACUGUUACCUUUAGUGAAGGAGGUUAUACCCUCCCCCCAUCGCAAAAAGGUAAAACUACUAACAUUUUGGUAACUUGUGUCUGUCACUGCGACUUUCUCGCUAAAACUCGUAGCAGAGUGACGACGGCUGCCACAUUUUCCCGCCAAAAUGACACUAGUUCACGUGUGUGCACUUCACAGUAUUGAGAAAAUCUCGUAGUCGUAGUCGUAGUCGUACUCGUCUUAGAAUCUAAAGGUCUCUAGUGAGAGGGCAUGAUCCAAAAGACUUCGUGCGCGGCAUGUUCUGGACAACUCAGUCAUUUUAAGGCCAAUAUAACAACAAGCUGUCGUGCAAGGCUAUUGCUGGACAAUGAGGGAACUCAAUGUAAGACUUGCCGGUCUCUUUUUGAGGAUACGAGAGCUGCAAAACGGAACUACCGUGCAUGCAUAUUUUAAUUUUGUUAACGAGUUUGUCUUUUUCUUUUUCAACAGAAUCAGCUUCUUCAGAGUUUACUAAAUGACGCAAAUGAAAGGAAAGACCAGUUAGAAAGAGAAAACAGGUGACAAAAGAUUUUUCUGAGUGUUUGAAAUUGUUAACACCUAUGUUCUAUCCAGAAAACUAAUAUUUUUUAGCAGUUUUCUUCUCCAGAGCUCGUCGCAGCUCAUACACAAUGACAAUUUCAUUACUCGAUUUCCAAAUCACCUAGAAAACCGCACGCGACUGUCAACUCAAGAGAAACACUUGCUUUAGCUGCAGAUUGUUUACGAAUUAGAAAGAUAAAACGUACUAAUUCGUCAAUGUAAACACGAUUAAAAUGGCCCUCAAAUGGUUAGUUUAAGACGGUAAAGUGAACUGAAUACCUGAUGUAGAACUUUUUAAUAUCAUGGUUAUGCACCAUGAUUGCUAACAAAUAGGAAGUCAAAGUCGCUCGCAUAAGAGAUCAAAUUUUCUUAUUUUAACCAUUACAUUAAAUUAUGAACUGUGCCUUAAAAGCAUGAUAAUAGAGAUUUAGAGACACGUCUACGGCAAACGUGAAUGUUUACCACGUGACCAAGUUUUCCCUUCACUUGUCGUUUACUGUUCAUUACUUCUACUCAAAAAUUAGUUGUUUCACGUUAUUUUUGUCCGUAAGAACUGUUUUGAGCUGUUUUCAUUUUUUUUUUUUCUAUUUUGAGAAAUUCUCAGCUUGAAUCUGACAUUAAAUCUGACAUGGCAAAUUUUGCCAUAAACGAGACUUUAAAUCUCUGUGUUGACAUAAAAUAGCCAAUUCGGUUUGCAUUGCACUACGGCUCUUAUUGUAAACAACAUUACAAAAUAGUAUUUGCUGACAUAAGAAAAUGGCGCAAUUUAUUUUGUCAACAGAGAGUUGAAUCAAAAGCUAAUGGAAGCCGAAAGCGAGCUGGAUGACGUACGUAAUCAGAAGAGCGCGGGUGAGAUGGACACUGACAGUGAACUGGGGAGAAAGUAUACAGAUCAUUUGUAAGUACAGUCCACUUAGCCUGGCCUUUUGGCAAAAGGGCUUUUUCUUUGUCUAUUGUACAUGGGUUGUUUACCAUUUACAAAAAGUUACCAGAAAAAAAAAAGGGUGGAAAGUAAAUGGGGCACGACUUUUCGGGUCGUUUCAGUGGAUAAUAGGAAGCUUAAGCAACAGCGUUUUUGAGCGACGGGCGUCAACCGGAAGUGGACUUUUUCCAUCAUUGGGGAGUGGUUUGGUUCAAACUCUCGGGUAAAUCCUCUUUAUAAGAGAAAAGGAACUUAGCAAUGCAAAUUUGUCAGCUUCAAGGCAGAUAAAAAGCGAGAAGGCCUCACUUCCGGUAGUCUGCUACACAGCCGUUUUUAGUGUCGUCACGCAACGCUUGGGAGGAGCGUUGCUUGACGACACUAAAAACGGCUGUGUAGCAGACUACACUUCCGGUUGACGUGCAUGGCUCAAAAACGUCUUCGCUUAAGCUCCCUAAUUUCAGAAGCAACGAAACGUCUGAAAAUGUAGUCCUGUCAAAACAGUCGUAAUGUUUCAAACGGAAAUUCCGUUCGUGUUCCAUUUCUUCAAAACCAUCCUUGAUACCACUUUCAACAUUCGCUACAGUUUUUUCACUAGGGAUAUGUGUGUCCCCUACCUAAGAAUACGUAUCACUAGGGAUAUGUGUUUCCCCUAUCUGGGAACACAUAUCAGCAGGGAUAUGUGUUUUCCCUACCUGGGAACACAUAUCAGCAGGGAUAUGUGUUUCCCUUACCCGGGAACACAUAUCACUAGGGAGAUGUGUUUCUUCUACCUGGGAACACAUUUCACUAUAUGUUCCCGGAUAGGGGAAACGCAUAUCCCUAGUGUUUCCCUUCCCGAGGGGGAACUUGGAAAUGGAUUAUUCGACUUAACAUCGACCCAGUCUCAAGAGAGAAGUUAGAAUGGCUGAUUUAACAGGAUUUUUAGUCAGCUUUUGUUGACACCAAAAAGGGCGGCGGGAGGAAGACUUUGGGCGCUUUCCAUUAAGGAAAAAAACCCGGAACUUUCGGUGGUAGCAAAAGUGGAAUUUCCGAUUGGUAAAAAGUUGUUCCAUUUGGUCGUAAACCCCGGUACGUGGCGGUGCCCGACCGUGGACCUGGAACUGGUACAAACUACGAGAAACGUAAAUGGAACACGACAUUCCGUUCGGCCCAUUCUCAACCGAAAACGGGACCACCUUUUUAGAUUUUCUACUUUUUCUGGGAAUUUUCCAGUGGGACGAGCCGACGAAACGUGUUCCAUUUACCGCCGAACCGGAAAUUCGGCGGCGGGAGGAAGACUUUGUCCCAGUCGCCCUGGACUUCUGCGUCAAGAUUUUUUAAUAAAAUGUUUCUCAUAUCUUGCAGGGACAAACUUAGAGUAGCCAAUGAAGAAUUACAGAAGAAGAAGACGUACAUUGAAAGUUUAGAACCCAAAGUCUCUAGCACGAGUGAGUGAACUGGAUUGAUGAACCGUUUUGUAAAGAAGAAUUGGAGGAUUAUUAUGCGUUUCUGGGAAACUGCCCGCCUACCCCUCCCAACAAAGCACUUACCUCUUACUUACGGCAAAAUAUUGGCUUAGGGGAGGGGUAGGUGGGCAGUUUCCCAGAAACGUAUAACCCAGUUUCUCUGUAUUUAUACACAAUAUUUUAGUGUAGUUGUUUAUCUGGGUGCCGUAUUUUUUUUAGCGGAAAAAGUGAAUGAGCUUCAAGAACUAUUGAACAAAAAAGACCAAGAGAUGAAAGUGAUGGAGGAUCGCUAUAAGAAAUAUCUGGAAAAGGCUAAAAGUGUGAGUAAAUAUUUAUGGGCCUCAGUUUAGUCAGCAUGAUACUAUCAACGUAUUGUACGGUCGUUAUGAAUAAUACAGUGAAACUGACCUGAAUAUUGUGAAAAUGUCAAUGCCUUUUUUAUAGUGGAAGUGCACUUCGCGUCUUCAGUCAAUUACCAACUUUACACUCAAUGUGGCUGAAAACCAAAUGUUAAAGAGUUCUUUAAACAUAGCCAAAACUUCGAGACUUGCUUAUACAGUAAUAGGCCAUUUCUGAGUUUCACAUGAAAACCCUCAAUGUCAACACAAGGCCAAGUGCAAAACUUCUUGUGAUAAUGAGUUUUAUCAGUCGAAGCUAAUUUUUCUUUCUUUUCAUUGGCCGAGAGCCUACGACGUGACCUGCAAAUAACUGCGUACAAAUAUUGGUCUGCUCAUCCGCAAUGCCGUCCAACUGUGUUUGGCUGCAAAUAAUAUUUUGCACAUCCGUAAAGGAAACCGUGCUUUUCUCCUUCUUGCGAGCGCUCUUGCGUGAAAAUGGCUGAUCGCUUCGCUUCCCGAGGAUAUUCAUUAAAAAAACAAACUCGGUGAUCGAAUGAUAAAACAAUUAUUGAUCUCGGUUAUCGCAAAAUAUCGUGAUUUGUCAGUGUCUCGCAGAUCUAUUAUUUGCCUCAGCCUUCGGCUUCGGCAAAUAAUUGAUCUGCUCGCCACUGACAAAUCACGAUAUUUUGCUCAACCUCGUCCAAUAAUUGUUAAUUAUUUGCAAGAGAAUAAAAAAUCAAUCAUUUUCAUGUCAAUGGCUUCCUCUCUUUGAAAACGAGGCUUGAGGCAACUCAGAAAUGACCUCAUGUCGUGGUGUCAUCUUAGGUAAAACCUCCCAUGUAAGUCGCGUGUAUAUAGUUCUUUUUUCCUUCAUUUCAGGUUAUAAAAACGCUGGAUCCCAAACAAAAUCAAGGCUCUCAGCCGGAGGUAACAUGAUUAUCUUACAGUUAAAAAAAAUUGUUUUCAAAUCCGCAGUUAUCACGAUCUCCUAUCCAUUUCACUGUCCCGAAGAAGACAGUGUAGACAAGAACGACUGUCUUGGUCCGCAUCUUAGAGCUUGCAUCUGCUACCACGUUCGUGGCGACCACUGAGCUUCGUUUAGCCUUUGGAACUUGAGUUUACCCCCACCCCUCCCUCCUUUUAUUUUUCUCCACUGAUAAGUCAUUGUAGUUGUUGAUUGGUCUCUGGUGUCUUAGGGGACAUCCAUAAAGGAGUAACUCUACCUAACCGAGCUCUACUGAGCGAUGUAGUUGUUAAACUUAAUUUAGCAACGUGAGCUCCAAGGGUCGUUAAGGGACAAUUUUUUCCAAGUGGUAAACCCCGAUCAGUCCAGAUCGUGAUAUUUUCCAUAAUCCAGUGACAACAUUUAUUCGCUGUGCACGACAAAUGACAGCCGCAAGAAAUAGAUAUUGAUGUGUUUCUUCUUCCGUCAGAUUCAAUUGCUAAAAAAUCAAGUGCAAGAAAAAGACAAAAUUAUAGAACAUCUGGAGGUAAGUGGUGAACUUUUUAACGAUGUCGAAACGUUUUUCUUUGAUAUUCGUUUCUGAUUUUUAUUUUUCUGCCCUGUUGUGUUGUUGCUUUAGCGAGAUCACGAAAAGAUGAAAAUAACAAGGGAACGAGAAGAAAAACUUAUUGUUAGUGCGUGGUAUGAAAUGGUGAGUGAACGCGUGUUAUCUUUUGAAGUUUUAAACACAACGCCGGAGUUUGAGUCUUCAUUCGUUUGGCGAACUGAGGGCUCCACUCGGAGGGCGGGGUUGGUGUGGGCUCCACUUGGAGGGUGGGGUUGGUGUGAGCUCCACUUGGAGGGGUGGGGUUGGCGUGGGCUUCACUUGGAGAGAGGGCUUGGUGUGGGCUCUACUCAGAGGGCGGGGCUGUUGUGGGCUCCACUUGGAGGGCGGGGUUGGUGUGGGCUCCACUCAGAGGGCGGGGCUGGUGUGGGCUCCACUUGGAGGGGUGGAGUUGGUGUGGGCUUCACUUGGAGAGCGGGGUUGGUGUGGGCUCCACUUGGAGGGCGGGGUUGGUGUGGGCUUCACUUGGAGGGCAGGGUUGGUGUGGGCUCCACUCAGAGGGCGGGGCUGGUGUGGGCUCCCCGUCGAGGGUGGGGCCGGUGUGGGCUCCACUUGGAGGGCGCGGUUGGGGAGAAAAAGGAAGAUAAACCUCUAUAUUUUCCUGAUGUGUUUAGUCGCAUUGAUCCUGAGCAGCGUGUCAUAUUAUUUCAGGGCAUGCAGCUUCACAGAAAAGCUGCUGAGGAAAGAUUAUCUGGAAAUACAGGAGGGGUGUCAUUUUUAGCGCGACAGAGACAAGCUUCAAGCCGUCGUUCCACCCCAAACAGAACGCAACAAACAGCCGCCGUGGGUUCAAGGUAA
Molecule: messenger RNA, 21740 nt
Organism: Porites lobata
Lineage: Eukaryota; Metazoa; Cnidaria; Anthozoa; Scleractinia; Poritidae
Source: the annotation of a GenBank genome assembly